This is a messenger RNA of Trichogramma pretiosum, 12305 nucleotides long. It is a transcript of the gene rdgA, whose product is annotated as eye-specific diacylglycerol kinase. Gene Ontology annotation, molecular function: ATP-dependent diacylglycerol kinase activity; protein binding. The transcript has 11 exons. Bases 2151 to 6800 code for a protein of 1549 amino acids. Gene Ontology annotation, biological process: diacylglycerol metabolic process; lipid phosphorylation; intracellular signal transduction. The record is from RefSeq and is a predicted model, not a curated record. NCBI's taxonomy places the organism in Eukaryota, Metazoa, Arthropoda, Insecta, Hymenoptera, Trichogrammatidae.
GCGGAUCCACGAAACGGCGCAUGCCUGACCGAACGACCGACGUCGACGGCGCCCUUACUUUUCCCUCCUCCUCCUCCCAACUUUCCUCCUCCUCCUCUCGCCGUCGCGCAGCUGUCUCUUUCUAGCUCGUUGCUCGCGCGAGCUUUUGGCCAUGCUCGCACACAUACACACAGGGAGAAUUGAGAGAUGAGCACACGAGCAGCAGAUCUGUGUGUGUGUAUACGAAGGUCCUGUGGGUGUAUGUGUGAACGAGCGUAGAUUGAGGCCACGCGAAAGCGAAACCGUGUGGAGGGAGGGAGGACUCCUCUACACACUCGCAUAUACACGACUCUCCGAUGGAGUAAAGACUGACUGAAGCGAGCGUCGUCGUAUGCUGCACGUCGCUUCGCUCGCGCCAGGCUCGACUCGCCUCGCUUUUAGCGGUAUGUCAGUCGCCUCCUUGCGCUCUGACCCCCCGCAUCGUCGUCGUCACACGGGGGUUGCUGCUGCUGCUUUCGCCGCCACCGCGUUGCUGCUGCCGCGCCUCCUAAUAACAACAACGUGUGCAACGAUAUAAAAAAAAAAUAAAAAACAAAAAAAAACAACACGACGACUCGUGACACACAACGCAAGUUCGCGAGAGCUGUCGCCGUUGUAAAGAAAGAAAGAAAGUAAAUAAAGAAGAAGACGACGACGACGUGUUUACAACGGGGGGGUUGUUGCAUUUUUUGUGCAGCGACGAGGCGCCGCGUGAUGUGAGUCGAAACUCCCUCCUGUGUGUCGCUGUGCACGCGCGCGCCACGAGAUAUUAUUCAUAUAUACACACAUAGAGAGCAGAGCAGUCAGUAGCGCAGCGGAGCAGUAGUACGAGUCCGCGUACUCGUCGUCGAGGGGUCUGCUGCUCUUGCUUUCUCUCUCUCUCUCCCUCGACGAUUCAUGCGUCAGCCAACAAAACACACGUUGAGCAGCAGUAGCAGACGAAGCGGAGCUACGUGUGUUUAUACUACUUGCACUCUACUUGCCACAACGUACAUAUAUAUAUAUAUAAAAUUCGAUCGAUCGAUUUUCUUCUUCUGCACACCGACCGACCGACCGACCGACCGACCGACCGACUCACGCGCGCCCGUCUACAACCCGACGAUAUAUAACCCUUGUGUAUACAUUUAGAGCAAAAAAAAAAAAGGAAUGGAGCGUGGACAAGUAGCAGCAGUCAGUAUAUAGUCGACGAGUGUCUACGGAGUGCAUUUAUAUACAUAUGUGUUUGUUUUUUUUCUAUCCAUCGCUCGACAGUGCAACAGAAGCAGCGAAUAAAUAAAAUAAAAUAAAAAUCCACUCGACGAUGUGUUAACGGGCGAGAGGGUUUCGUCGUCGUGUCGCCGAUGUAACGAGCGCGCGCACAGCUGUUAUUGUCAGCUGUACCGUUAUGGAUAAAAAAAUAUACAUAUAACGACGUACGGAGGAAACAAAGGAAAAACAAAUCAGUUUUGGAUAGACGACGACUUCUCUGCCACUUAUCUAUGUGUGUUAGCUGCUAUACCACUACUUUAUAUAUCAUAUACGACGACGACGACGACGAGUGCAAUCGAUCUGACACGACCACGACACACGACGCUCUCGUCUAGUGCUGCGAAUGUGUCUCGCUAUUAUAUAUACGUAAAGUGUGGCAGAGUGUUUCUGUGCUUCUCGCGUUAUAUAUAGAGACGGCGCGGCAGUGUGCUCGCGCUCACCUGUUCGCUUGGAGUGGCCUGUGUGUGUCUGUGCGCGUGAGAAAUAUCAGUCACGUGCGCGGCUGCUACGACGGGCCAAUGCCUUCUAGGAAGUCAGACGCGCCAUCGCGACCAACCGGUCUGAUUCUCGGUCAGGAUCGUCGUCGCACCGAGAGCAACAACGACGAUUCGCCGCCGAGCUUUGUACGAGCUUGAGAUUCCUCCUCACCCACGUGUCCGAGGCGAAACGAUGACUCGGUGUCCCGGACCGAGUAGCCCCGACGAGGCCUGCCGCUGUUCCCGGGCCCUCCUGCCACCUGCGUACAGCCGCCUGCAGACCAACACAAAUUUCCAAAGUAGCAGAAGAAGAAGCAGCUCAGCCACGUGGAGCCGGAGCAGCAGCAGCAGGAGACGCUCGGCGGCGGCACCGAGGUAGUCGGCUGGAGGAGGCUGCUGGCAGCUGUGAUGCAGAGGCUGCGCUCGACCUUCAAAAGGUCGCGCACGCCGACCGGCAACGAGAUGAAGUCCCAGUCGAGCCUCGAGGUGCCCAAGCAGGUGCGCUCGGCCUCCUUCGACGAGAUACAGCUCGAGGCCCAGCGCCAAGAGUCCUCGUCGUCAUUGUCGUCGUCGUCCGCCACCAACGCCGAGCUUCGCUCCAUCGCCAGCAUUGCCAUGGCCACGAGCAGCAGUCUCGCGGUCUCGUCCGCCCUGUCGUCGUCGUCGUCGGCGACUGCUGCUGCUGCUGCUUCUUCCUCUUCGUCCUCCUCCUGGUCGAACCAGUAUCAAGGAUGGGGACAGCAGCAGCAGCAGCAGCCACCUCCGUCGCCGACGCCGACGAUGACGUCGUCGGGCCAGACCUCGCAGUCACCGCUGCCCUCGUGGUCCGAGCACUUUGCCCAACUGCAUGGAGCUGGAGCAUCGGCCGCUGCCGCCGCUUCCGCCAGUACCGGUACUCUGCUGCGGCGAUCGGCCAACACACUGAGACCUCCUCCGGGCGGGGGUCAGCGCUCCAAGAGCUUCGACGUCGCUUCGGUGGGUGAGCAUCGUCAUCAUCACGGCCACGGUAGCCACGGCCAAGGUCCUUCGCUGCUGGAUCGCUCGGCCUCGACGACGAGCUCGAUCGCCAUCGACCGCGCAGGCGGCGGAAGCAGUCCCAGCCACACGGGCUACGGCUACUCGCGCUGGAAGAGCAGCGCCGAGCGCGACAAUCCACCGGCCCAGGCCUACAGCUGCUGGCAUUGCGCCUGCGUCGACGAGUACCGGGCCAGUCUGCAGCAGCAGCAGCAGCAGACCCAUUUGACCGUUGGUGAUUCUGCCUGGGGCGACACUGACGAGCCCGACAAUUACUCGUACGACGACGACUACUACGACAACGACGCGGACGAGGAGUGCGACAGCUUCAGCGGCGGCGGUGGAGGCGGCAUCGGGAGCAGCGGCGAGCUCGCCGACUUCGAGCCGGGACCGCUGCAGCUGGAGCGCGACGCCAGCGACAACAGCUACUACUUCGUCGUGGUGCGCAAGGCCUACGAGGACUCGUGCCUGGGCUCGGCCGAUGACGGCUCCGAGCUGGGCCUCGAGGCUGGAGAAACCAGCGGUGGUAGACGCGAGGGAAGCCCCGAGAUCCGAGUCACCCUCACCCCGAGCACCAGUCUGCCGGAAUCCGAGCCUGGUGGUGCUGGUGGCUGCGGCUUCGAGUCCGAGGAGGCUAUCGGCGGCGGAGGAGGAGGAGCCUUCGACCUGGGCCCGGCGACCAGCAGCGGUGGUAGCAGUGCCGCCUCGAGGCAGCGGCGACGCUCCCUGUCGCGACAGGAGGCCCUCGAGCUGCCGAUACUGCUGCAGGUGGCCGCCGCCGAGAGCAGUGGACCCGGUGACAGCAGUCCCGACGAAGACGAGCAACAAGCCUCGCCACGAGAAAUCUCCACAACGCCAACUACCACCACUACCACCACUACUGAUCAGGACGACGGCUCGGGCGGAACGCCGAGGGAGCGCGCGGCGAGCGCCGAGAAUCCGGCGGCCGGCCUCGUGGUGCGCGACAUCUUUCUCACGGUGCCGGAUCUGAAGCGCGAUCGCGCCGCCUCCGUGGACUCGUGCUUCAACAACAACAAGAACGGCAAGAUCGAGACCUGCUACUCGCUCCAAGUGCCCCAGCAGAGUCCGCGAUCGAAGAGCGUCGACAUCGUGCUGCCCACCGACGUGCAGACCCGCUACACGGCUCUGCUGCCCGAGGACGCGAGAUUCUUGGGCGAAAAAGACGACGGAGGAGCGGGAGCUGGCCAACGCGAGCUCAGAUCGACGCCCGACUGGAGCAGCACUUCGCUGAACGGCGAACAUCUGUGGGUGCCGACCGCGGCUUCCGGUGAAUUCUGCUACAUCAAUGACUGCUCGAAACACGGGGCACGUCUCAAGUGCUCGGCCUGCCGAGUCGUCGUGCACACGGCCUGCACCUCGGCCCUCAACUUCGCCUGCAAGCCCUCGUUUCGCGACGUCGGCGUGCGCCAGUAUCGCGAGCAGAAGGUCACCCAGCACCACUGGGUCCAUCGUCGCUCCCAGAAGGGCAAGUGCACGAAUUGCGCCAAGAGCUUCCAGUCCAAGCUGUCGUUCAGCAGCAAGGAGAUCGUCGCUGUGGGCUGCAGCUGGUGCAAGCAGGCCUAUCACAAUCGCGAGUCGUGCUUCAACGCCGAGCGCAUCGGCGAGGAGUGUCGUUUGGGCCUGCACUCGUCCAUCAUGGUGCCGCCCUCGUGGAUCGUCAAGCUGCCCAAGCGAGGCGCCUUCAAGAGCAGCCUGCGCAAAUCCCCGAAGAAGAAGCGCGGACCCAAAUCCAAGGAGGCCAAAGGUGGAGAGGAGGAGAAGGAGGAUCCGCUGAAGCUGUGGGUGGUGAAGCCCAUACCGACGAGCAGCGUCACGCCCGUCCUCGUGUUCAUCAAUCCGCGCUCGGGCGGCAAUCAGGGCGCCAAGCUGCUGCAAAAGUUCCAGUGGCUGCUGAAUCCCCGACAGGUGUUCGACUUGACGCAGGGCGGGCCGAAAAUGGGGCUGGAGCUGUUCAAGAAAGUGCCAAAUCUACGAAUACUGGCGUGCGGCGGCGACGGCACCGUCGGCUGGGUCCUCUCGGUGCUCGAUCAGAUCGGGGCGAAUCCGGCCCCGGCCGUAGGCACGCUGCCCCUCGGCACGGGCAACGAUCUCGCCCGCGCCCUGGGCUGGGGCGGCGGCUACACCGACGAGCCCAUCGGCAAGAUCCUGGUGAGCAUGGCCGAGAGCGAGAUCUCGAUACUGGACAGGUGGCAGCUGCUGGUGGAGCGCAACCCGGACGCCUCGGGCCAGGACGAGGACGCGGCCAAGGGCAAGGAGAAUCUCCCCCUCAACGUCGUCAACAAUUACUUCUCGCUGGGCGUCGACGCCCACAUCGCGCUGGAGUUUCACGAGGCCAGAGAGGCACAUCCCGAGCGCUUCAACUCGCGCCUACGCAACAAGAUGUUCUACGGCCAGAUGGGCGGCAAGGAUCUGGUGGUGCGCCGCUGGAAGGAUUUGUCCGAAUACGUGACCCUCGAGUGCGACGGCCAGGACGUCACGGCCAAACUGAAGGAGCACCGGGUGCACGCCAUACUCUUUCUCAACAUCGACUCGUACGGCGGCGGCACUCAUCCCUGGGGCGGUGGCAUGGGCCGACCGCCGACCACCGAGGACGGCUUGAUCGAGGUCGUCGGACUGACCACGUAUCAGCUGCCGCUGCUGCAGGCCGGCGGCCACGGCACCAGCAUAGCACAGUGCAGCACGGCCAAGCUCGUCACCUCCAAGACCAUACCCAUGCAGGUGGACGGCGAGGCGUGCCGACUGCUGCCCUCGAUCAUCAACAUGAACCUGCUGAACAAGGCGACGAUGCUGGCCAAGAGGCGCAAUCAGGGCAAGCCCAGGCAGAAGGCCGCGGAGGUCGAGCGUCUGAAGCUGCCGCUGAUGAAGAUACGCAUGCACGACUACGAGACCUUCCACUCGGACAAGGAGCGACUGAUCAAGACCGCCCAGACGUGGCAGUCGGAGCCGCUGGAGCUCGACGCCGGCAUGGAUCUCGAGUCGCUGAGGAAUCAGCUGUCCAAGACUCUGCCCAUGGACAAUUGCUGCUUCCUCGAUUCGUGCACGGCCGAGCGAUUUUUCCGAAUCGAUCGCGCCCAGGAGCAAUUGCAUUACGUCGCGGACGUCGUGAGCGAGGCCAUCUACAUACUGCAGGAGGGCCCGGCCGGAUCGUCGUCGUCGCAGGCGGCCAACAACAGCCAGCAACAAUCCCAGCAGAGUCACGGCGACAACGCCAAUAUGUCCAGAGAAGAGCGUCGUAAAAUGCCAUCCGGCGAGCGAAAAUCACGCGGCAGCGACACGAAUCGCCAUCAAUCGGACAACAACAAUUACGACGGUGGCGGUGGCUCGUACUCGGCGCGCUCGAGACAGGGAAGCAACCAAGCCGGCGGCAGUCGUGGCAGCUUGACGGCCGAUCAGCAGCGGGAGGAGCGACGCCGACCGGGAGCCAGCGAAGGUGGUGCCUACUACGACGGACCGUCCAAAUUAUCGAGCAACAAGUCGCAUCAUAGUCAGAGCAGUCAUCAUUUCGUGCAACACACGCCCGGCUCGGCCUACAUUUCACCCCGGGACAGACUGUUCGGCCUGAGCUCGGAAGUGCACACCUUCAGUCACGAGCUGCUCGAGCGCACGUCCGACGGCAUCCUCAAGGUGGCCAAGUCCGGCGACAUCGUGGGCCUCAAGGAUCUCCAUCAGCGCGGCUACUCGCUGCUGUCGAUCGACGCCCAGGGCCAGACGGCCCUGCAUCUGGCCUCGGCGGCCGGCCACAAGGACAUCGUGCGCUAUCUCAUCGCCUGCGCGCCACCCAUCAUCCUCAACAUGGUCGACAACGACAAGGGUCAGACGGCGCUGCACAAGGCGGCCCAGCAGAAGAAGCGAUCGAUCUGCUGUAUGCUCGUCGCUGGCGGCGCUCGGCUAACCGUCCGCGACCUGGCCGGAAACACGCCGCGCGAGCUCGCCCUCGCUGCCGAGGACCACGAACUCGCCGCCUACCUUCAGAGUCAAGAACAAUUUCAAUUAAUGACCGAAGAAGGGGGAUAUAUGUCAUAAAUACGCUUUAGUACGAGUCGAGAGAGCGAAGAUGAGAGACGAAUCGAGAAUAACGAAGAACAAAGCGGCAGCACACAGCCUUUGGCCUUUGACACGGACACACACAGACACGGACGUUACUGCUGUGUCAUAAUCUACGAUUUUUUCACACGUACUUGCUGCUAAAACUUCGUCGUCGUCGUCGUCGUCGUCCGAGGCCACGUUAUAAUGUAUAUAAUAGAGAAGAAGAGCCUCCGAUCAACACAGCUGCGAGAGCCGUAGUAGUUUCUUCUCUCUACGAGCGACAAAAAAAUGUCGUCGUCGUUUGCGCGCGAGCAUUCGAGAGAUAGAGAGAGAGGGCAUUUCUCUCUGUGUCCCGGGAAAAUUUCUCUCUGCGCGCGCGGGAUAAUAACAAUCGAUGCGACUCGAUCGACGAUAAAGAAAAAGCUGCGAUGCGCGCUGCAGCGACGAAUCAAAAAUGGAAAAUAGAAAAAAAGUACGUAAAAAAAAAAAUAGUACGUUACGCACCUCGAGGGUUGAAAAAAAAAGAAGAACAGAAGAAGAAUUUCUAAGCAGAAAUGCCAACUCUCCGCGACGAGAAAGAGUGGCGUGUGUAUUCCUCGUGCGCGGCCCCCGCAGGCUCGAACGAAAAAACUGCUCAUGCCGCUGCUGCCGCUGCUGCUGCUUCUGAAUGGGAGGCAGUGCGCGGUAGAAAAAAAAGAACAUUUUAUCAAAUUGAAGUAAAAUUAAAAAAAAAAAAAGAAACUAAAAUAAUGAUAAAACUGUACCACUCACUGCGCGUUUACUUACGUGGAAUAUAUAAUAUAAUUCGUUAUAUUAAAUGAAUGUGGCGCCGGAGCGGAACGAGCGAAAUUCAUUUAAAGUAAAAUAAAAUAAAAAAUAAAAUCUCUCUCGCCACGGAUUUUUAAAUAUUCUGCAUUAAUCGUAUAAUUCUUCGAAACUAACGAAAUGAUUAAAUCGAAUGCAUUUCUAUAAAGCGUUUACACACUUCAUAAUUAUUAUAAAGUAUAAAACGAUAAUUGAAAUUAAUGAUUAAUGAUAAACAUUAACUUAGAUAAUUAACGGAGAAGUAACAGAUUAACAGCCAAUUCGUUUUCAACGUCUUCGACGACACGUAUAUUCAUAUCACUGGACUUUUAGUCGAUAAAUAAACGGGUGGAGAAUUUUUCCGAACGAACACGUGUGCGUGAUGAAAAAAAAAAUGAUUCGUCGAGAUGAGCCCUAAAAGAUCCUCGGGGGUACGGUCAAAGUUACGGUUACCCACUUUCUGAUCGGCGUUUUUUUACAUAAUCGAUCGCUUUUUUCAAUACAAUUCAAAAAUCAAUGUCGUAUCGUAAUUUCUACCUCCAAAAGUUUAAAAAACAAAAAUAUUAUCCUCGUAAAAUUUGUGAUUUUUUGUAUAAUACAUGUAAAUGAACGGGUGAUCCUACACGACGGGUUAGAGUUUGGUAAAACGUAAAAGACAAAACAAACACCGGUAUUAUUUGCAUCGAUCGAUCGAGUUGAUACAAUAUUAUCAAACGACACCGUAACGGACGUUUUUUAAUAAAAAGUCGCGACGCAACCGUAACGAAACAACAGCAACAAAAAAAGCAGGGAAGAAGAAGCAACAAAUAAAGAACAAGGCAAGCACGACUAGCGGGUAUUCGAUUCAGUACCAAUUAUGUAAAAGAGGGAUCAACGUACGAACACCAAUUAGCUAUUAGAGGCGGUCUAUCGCUGAACCAUUUAAAAAACAAACUGUUAUUAUUACAAAAAAUAAUACUGAAAAUACAUUGUUAAAUAAUAUUUAAAAAAAAAAAAAACGAUUACGUAUUAUUAAUAAUAAUAAUAGUAUAAAUAAUUACGAAUAGAUUAUUUGUGAUAAACAAAAUAAAAUUUAAAAAAGUCUUGGAUCUUGAUGUGUGUGUAUCAUAAUAUCGAACGUUGCGGUACUAUAUUAUCGCGUGUGCGCGCAUUCACGACCCGCAGAUCGAAAUAUCGUUGUAAAUUGUAAUAUAGAUAGGCGUAAUAAUGUAUAUUUAUGAGGAGAGCGACUCCUUGCUCUCGGCCCACCCUCGUCUCUUUGUUCUGAUUGUUUUGUCUUAUCAUAUAAUAUAAAAAUAGGCAUAAUAUAAAUAUAAAUAUGAAAUAUCGUAACGAAUUGUUAUAGCACUGUACACGUUGAAAAAAUUCGAAUUCUUCGGUAUAACGAGAUAUCGAGUUGUAAAUAUAAAAUUAUUAUUAUUAUGAUAUGAAUUAAUAAUGAAGUAUUUCGAGAAAGUGCUGAAACCCACUUGGGCAGUAGAGUAAUAUAGUAGCCGACGCGUAAUGUAAGUCGCCUCUAACCUCGUUCCGAGAAUAUGUACUUGUCGUUUUGUCAAGAUCAAUCCGUGUUCUUUUUCGAAAAAACUUGUCCGAACGAUAAUUUUUAUAGAUCAAAUAUACUUAUUAUUUUUAAUUUCUCUUUCUAUCCGUCGCGACUAUCGCUCAUAACUACUGUACGUGUAUUUAUAAUUCGUGAGUAAAAUUUUUCAAAGAUCGCGUAAUUGACGUAUAUAAUAUUUGUACCGUAAAAAAAAAGAGAAAGAAAAGUAUUUCAAUGAAAUCUCCAACGAUUCAAUAAUUCGCGGAUAAACCGAAAUCGCACAUUUUUACGUAUUCAAACUGCAAACUCGUGGUCCAGAUAUUUAAAAUAUUUAAUCUUAAUUCCAAUAACUGCACCAAAUAUUCCUAAACGAUAGAUUAAUUCAAUUCGUGUAUUUAUAAACUAAAUGUAUAUUUUGACCUAAAUUUAUACACCAACAUAGAUUUAGAUAAAAUAUUAUUUAAAUGUUUACAAUACGUACGUUUCUUAUACGACUAUUAGUUUUAACGAACAAAAAACAAACUGCUCAUGUACUAAUCCUGUUCUCGUCCAAUUUUUCCGAGUAUUUGCAAUGUGUCAAUAAGUUGAAAGUCGAAGCACACCAAAAAAAAAGCUAACUCUUUGAUCGGCGUUUGACACGAGCGCUAGAAAUAAAAAAAAAAGCGGAGAGUGUUUGAUAACCAAUCGAAAAACAAUCGUACUAAAAAAAAAAAAGAUAUUAACACAACAUUGCCUUCCUCUAUCAUGAGAUUAUUAAGAGAAAACAAAAAAAGUUCGAUCAGCGUGUGUGUGUGUUCCUCGUAUCCUCUUUUUAGGUUUUGAAAGCAAUAAAAGUCGCGACAAUCAAUGAGUAAAAAAAAAAUAUGUAUAUAACGUACACACACGCCGGCCGAAAAGCUAUACGACACACAAGAGUUAAUUAUAUACACCUUCGGGACGACGCGUUCGCGAACUCUGAGCGCGUCUGUGUCAUUGAUUUUACUAUUUCGACAAAUUGCCACCGCCACUACACACGUAAUUAUGCGUCGUUAAAUUAUAAAAACAGUCCCACCGGUUGACCGAAUUCCAUUUUUUCUCCUUCUGCAUUUUGUUUUUAUUUUUGUUUUUGUUUUGUUUCGCUACUGUUAAAGAUGGUGCGGCGUCGUUAUUUGUUGAAUCUUUUACUUUUAGAAGAUUAAAAGUAUAAAAAUGUAUUGUUCUUGUUGUCGAGUGUGUGCGGGAGAGUGUAAUGUUUGCCUCUGGUCACUAGAAAUUAACUUUUCAUUUUGACAUUUUUGUACGGACCAAUGGUUGAAUUAAAAUUGACUGUUUUGAUUGUUAGUCAAUGUGCCCGUUCUUUAGAAAAUCGACCCCAACUGUGCGCGCAAAUAAAACAAUUGCCCCGAUCCGAUUGGUUUAUAAUUUAUUUAUCUAUGUAUUAUUCACGAUAGCUUGAGUUGGGUUCACUCGAGCCCACACUCCGUUGCUGUAAGACGUAGCGAAUGUUAUGUAUUGUGCAAAGAAAGAUUUUUUAAAUCACGACAAUUCGUCCGUCCCCAAAUGUAAAAAACAAACAUCGAAAUCGAGUCUAUAUACGAAAUCAUGAUUUUCUAUUUUAUCGACUUGAAAAAAAAAUAAAAUAAAUAAAAACAAGAGUCUUUGUAAUACACACGGAAUAAACCGACGGCGUGUGCAAGUACGGCAGAAUGGGGAUGACGAUUACAACUUUUAUGAAUUAGAACCAAUGUUUCACGAGUUAUCAAGUGCACGGAUACGUAAAACUUUCAUCAAACUGAAAACUUGACGUUUUUUCAAAUGAUCCAAAUUUUAUACUGGCAUUAUUAAUACGUAUGAAAAGGGGAAAAAAACAAACAAACUAUAAUGCAAUUAUAUACUCAUUGAGCAUUGCAUCGUCAACUUGGAAAAUCCACUGUGAUAUCUACUCUCUUCUCCAUUAUAUAAUUAUAUCUAUUAGCUAUGUAUUUCUCGGGACUCGCUCGGUUUUACGCGCGCGGUUUUUCACGUCUAGUCCUCUCCGCUGCUCGUUUCGACAGCUCGCAAGUUUCAGUUAUAAUAAUUUUCUCUCCUACGCGAGUAUAUAUCUAACUAAAAAAGGUUGUGAAAAAAUUUCGAGCAAAAGUUGUAAAACACACACUCACCCGCCCCCCUGUUCGGAAAGGAAUAUCGUUUCAAACUUUGGUGGCAAAAACGUGUACCUCGAUCCUUGGGCCUUUUUUGCCUCUAGUCAGUUUCAAACUAUAUCUAUUUUUUGCCCUCCGCGGGAAUAAUAUGUACUUACUUACUUACUUACUGGCGGGCACGCGUCGUGUGUCCCCCCUUCCGCCCGCGCACCACCUCACCCUCCCGAGACAUGUAGGUCGAGUCGAGCGAGUUCCUAUUGUAAAAUUGUAUAACUUAAGGAAAUUAUAGCAAUUUCUACAAAUACAUAAAAGCGCGUAUGCAUAUAUGCAUGACAUGUUAAAAUCCUUUCAGCAAACACCAAAGUAUUAAAGCGAGUGUGCGUGUGUGUGUGUGGGAAAAUUCAAACAAAGUACGUAAAAACGACCGAGCGAGCAUGAAUUAACUGCUAAUAUAGUACUUUUAAUAAUUACAUUAAUAUAUUGAAUAAUAAAGUCGAACGAAUCGCUAUAAAUAUCGUUGUUACGCAGUUGUACAUUUCGUCGUUUGAUUUCUUAUCGUAUAUUAGAACAAAAAAGAAAGAAGAAGAAGGGUAUGCUUGUGCGUGUACAUAAUGUUGUUGUGCGUAUGAUAAAUCGAAACCUCCUACAUAUACGAAACCUCGAGAGAUCACUACCUUAGUAAGUUUAUCGACUAUAUAGAGAGUAACGUAGAGGAAGGAAAAAUAACGAAACCAUUAUAUAUAUUAUUAACGAGAGAGUUACUUUCAUCGUAAAAAAAAUCUUUGUUCUUCCACACGUCCAAGGUUGCGUUUUUUGUAAAAGGAGUGUAUAUCGAGUAAUUUAGAAGAAGAAAAGAGAAGAUAAAUAAAUAGCGCCUCGGCUCCACUGCUCGCAGGAUAAUAUGAUACGAGGGACGAUGCGCUUUUUUUCUUACGACAUGUACCGCACGUUGUUGUUUUACACGCGUGACGACGCUGUUGCGUACGAUAUGUAUAUGUAUUUGGGAGCACGUCGCCAAGGCGCUUUUAUAUAUAAAAA